UACAGCAGUAUUCUGGCUGUUGUUGGGGUAACAUCAUUUCUAGAAGUCUUAGUGGCUGAAACUGUUGAGUACCACAAAGACACAGGAUGUGAUGGGAAAGCGGAAACUAAGAAAAAUUUAACAUCGGAAAUUCUAAAGGAAUGCCCACCAUUUGCAUCACCGAUUCUAAUUCUGGAAUACUCAUUGUCACUUUUCUGGAAAACAAAGUAGCGUCUUCUUUCCUGUCCUAAAGCAUAUGGCUGUGGGGGGGUGGGGGGGGAGAAUUUGAGACUGGGUGGCCAGAGGCUGGGCUUCGGGUCCCCCCCCCCCCCAAUGCCUUGCCUUCCCCUAGGAGGUCUCUGAAGUCCUUGGUUCCCAUGGAAGGGCAAGAGGCCGAGGGGACCCGGCAGCGGAGCGUGAGGACCAGACACCCCCGCGAUGACCAGUUCCCCCGUCUCCAGAGUCGUCUACAACGGCAAGAGGAACAGUAGCCCCCGCUCUCCCCCCAGCAGCAGCGAGAUCUUCACCCCGGCCCAUGAGGAGAAUGUGCGCUUCAUUUACGAAGCCUGGCAGGGAGUGGAGCGAGACCUGCGGAGCCAGAUGUCGGGCAGCGAGCGGGGCCUGGUGGAGGAGUACGUGGAGAAGGUCCCCAACCCCAGUCUGAAGACCUUCAAGCCCAUCGACCUGGGUGACCUGAAGCGCCGGAGCACGCCUGACGCCAAGAAGUCCUGAAGCCGGUGUCCCCUCCCCACCCCCCCACCCCCCUGCCUCUGGGAGACCCGGGUGCCACCUGAUGUUGGUCUCCCGUGGGCUCAGUUCCUGGGAGGGGGAGGGGCCGUGUGCCCAGGGGGCUGUCAACCCCAGGACCGGGAGGGGCACGACUGGUGGCCAAGGCCUGCCCUUCCUCCCCGAGCCCCCUCCUUUCCUCCUAGGGGGUCUCGAGCUGCCCCUGCCCCUGGGCGGGUCUGGGCCCUGCCAGCCCCCGCUCUCCCUGUAGUUGUCUCCUCGGAGCUGCCUGCCCCCACCCCAGGGCCUCGGCUCUGACUCCCCUCCACCUCCCGUCACCUUCAUUGCCCCCACCCCCUGCCCCCCGGCCACUUCCAAGGUCACGAGGGAGACCUGGGGGGGCCUGUGCCGUCUCCCAGGCUGGUGGUACUGGGCUGGCCUUGGCCCUGAAGUGGCCAGGAGGCAGGACAAGGGUGGCCCUUCCAUACCUGUUGUAUUCCCUACCAACUCCUGCUGCUUCUCUGGCCUGGACACGUUGGGGAGCACCUAAUUCUUCACCCCACUGUCCAGACUGGCCCUGUCCUUCCCUGCAUCAGCUUCAGGUUGGCACCAGCCCUCUGGGCCUGGGAUGUUGCGAGCACCCGCUCAGAAGGGGUCCUGGGCAACCAGGCCUAGCCCCUUGUUGUCUGUGGCCCUGUGGCCACAGCAGCCCCCUUGGGCAGGGGUAUGAGGCUGGCCUUGGCCCUGUGCUGUGUGCUGGGACGGUCACCAGGGCCCCCCUUUCUUCCUGUGCUCUCCAAAAGCCAAGUGUCUGUGACUGAAGCCCAAGGACCAGUGAAUAAAGGCGGGUGGCGCUGGA
This is a messenger RNA of Prionailurus viverrinus (fishing cat), 1564 nucleotides long. RefSeq names its product MAPK regulated corepressor interacting protein 1 (gene MCRIP1). The coding region runs from base 418 to 711 and encodes 97 amino acids. The record is from RefSeq and is a predicted model, not a curated record. Lineage: Eukaryota; Metazoa; Chordata; Mammalia; Carnivora; Felidae. The transcript is spliced from 5 exons.